UAAAUUUAUUCAUUCUUGUGCGAAUUGCAAAACCCAGAACAGGUACAUAGCGGAGGAGUGAGUGUCCGUCGAUAUCGCCGCCGACGACUCACAUUCCGCGACCACCGUCGUUCCCACGUUGUCUCUCUCAAACUCCUCCUACUCCUCUCUCAAGUAUCUUCCAAGCAAGCUUCAUCAAUCUUUCUCUUUUGGUUUCGUUGAUUCAUUUUCAAAGGUCUCUCUCCAUCUCCGAUUAGAUUGGAAAUCCAAAUUGGCCUUUCUAUAUAGAACAGAACUGAAAAUAGGAACUGAGCCAUUAACAGAGUAUUAGAAGGAGAGUGAUUUCUUUGAACUUGGGUAUUUUUUUUUGUGUGUGUUGGUUUCUCAAAUUAAAUGUUGGAUUCGAAGCUGAGGUUCUUCCUUCAAAGAUGUGUAGUGCUUGGACAGGGGAAGCAGGUACAUGCACAGUUAGUUCUGAACCGCUUUAACCAUCUUGAACCCGUUUUGGUCCACCAAACUCUUCAGUUGACUAAAGAGUUCUCUAGAAAUGUUGUAAACUAUGUCAAAAGAAUCCUUAAGGGGUUCAAUGGUCUGGAUUCUUUCUCCUGGGGGUGUCUUGUUCGGUUCUUGAGCCAGCAUAGGAAGUUUAAAGAAACGGUUUCCGUGUACAUUGAAAUGCACAACUCUGGAGUUCCUUCAAGUUCACAUGCUAUAACCUCAGUGUUGAGAGCUUGUGGUAAGAUAGAGAACGUGAUUGAUGGUAAGUUGAUUCAUGCUCAGGCGCUUAAAACAGGAUUAUGUGGCUGUGUUUAUGUUCAGACAGGUUUGGUGGGUUUGUAUGCUAGGCUCGGUUACAUUGAGAUGGCACAGAAGGUUUUUGAUGAUAUUGCUGAGAAGAAUACAGUUUCGUGGAACUCGCUUUUACAGGGGUAUUUGGAAAGUGGGAAUGUGGAUGAAGCUCGUAGUGUCUUUGACAAGAUUCCUGAGAAAGAUGCUGUCUCAUGGAAUCUGAUAAUCUCGAGCUAUGCCAAAAAAGGUGACAUGGGAAAUGCAUGCUCUUUGUUUCUGGCGAUGCCUUUGAAAAGCUCAGCUUCUUGGAAUAUUUUGAUUGGUGGGUAUGUGAAUUGCAGGGAAAUGAAACUAGCAAGAACCUAUUUCGAUACAAUGCCUCAGAGGAAUAGUGUUUCUUGGAUUACAAUGAUUUCAGGGUACACAAAAUCGGGUGAUGUUCAGUCUGCUGAGGAGCUCUUCAGACAUAUGUCUAAGAAAGACAAACUCGUCUAUGAUGCCAUGAUAACUUGUUAUGCUCAAAACGGGAAGCCAAAGGAUGCUCUGAAGCUAUUCUCUCAGAUGCUUAAUUCUGAUUUUCAGCCGGAUGAGAUCACACUCUCAAGUGUCGUAUCAGCUAAUUCACAGUUAGGUGAUACCAGUUUUGGUAAAUGGGUUGAGUCUUAUGUAACCGAACAUGGAAUCAAGAUUGAUGAUCUCUUAAGCACCUCGCUAAUCGAUCUUUACAUGAAAGGAGGAGACUUUGCCAAGGCAUCCAAAUUGUUCAGUAAUCUAAACAAAAAGGACACAGUUUCUUACUCUGCUAUGAUCAUGGGCUGUGGGAUAAAUGGCAUGGCCACAGAAGCAAACCGUUUGUUCAGAGAGAUGAUCAAAAAGAAGAUCCCUCCAAAUCUAGUAACAUUCACAGGGCUAUUAUCAGCGUAUAGCCAUUCAGGUCUUGUUCAAGAAGGCUAUGAAUGCUUCAAAUCCAUGAAAGACUACAACCUGGAACCUUCAGCUGAUCAUUAUGGGAUAAUGGUGGAUAUGUUGGGACGAGCUGGGAGGCUAGAGGAGGCGUAUGAGCUGAUCAAGAGUAUGCCUAUGCAGCCAAAUGCUGGUGUUUGGGGAGCGUUGCUUUUAGCUAGUGGUUUACACAACAACGUUGAGUUUGGGGAGAUUGCCUGCAGCCACUGUGUUGAACUUGAGACUGAUCCUACUGGUUAUCUUUCACAUCUUGCUAAUAUAUAUACGUCUGUUGGUAGAUGGGAUGAUGCAAGGAAUGUAAGAGAUGCUAUGGAAGAGAAGAAACUGCGUAAGACACUUGCGUGUAGCUGGGUUGAGACUUGAGAGUUCAGUACUUUGAGAUUUCGGUUUAGGAUCAUCCAUCAACAUCAGUGUUAAAGAAACAGUCUGUAGAUUGGGUAAACCAGAAUGUGCAAGGGCUUGUGUUGUGAAUCAGAAGAUAAAGACUGUGUCCAUGUACUGAUCUGGAGAGAAGACGGCGUGGGACAGAUGGUUCGAUAAUCAGCUGCAUAGGAAGAGGUUGGCAUUGGAGUAGACAUGAGGUGGUACUUCUUCUGUUUUGGUCUCUGUUCUUUCUACUUUGUAUCCCUACAACUACCUGAAUAGGAGUGGCUGUAACCAGCAGGCCAGCGACGCCUCCACGGCAACCAUCAGGGCUAGCCAACGACACUCAUACCAUUUAUGUAUUUAUAGUUUUAAACAGUUAUGGUCAUGUAUUGAGAGUUCAGUAAUACUACUGUAUCUUGCGUAGUGACUAGAUGUUACUUUCAUAGAGCUUGCUAGUGGAGUUGCUAAACGCGCAA
This is a messenger RNA of Camelina sativa (false flax), 2573 nucleotides long. Its product is annotated as pentatricopeptide repeat-containing protein At4g22760. The record is from RefSeq and is a predicted model, not a curated record. Gene Ontology annotation, biological process: RNA modification. Gene Ontology annotation, molecular function: protein binding; RNA binding. NCBI's taxonomy places the organism in Eukaryota, Viridiplantae, Streptophyta, Magnoliopsida, Brassicales, Brassicaceae.